AAUAGAAAAUCUGAAUAAAUAAACCAAACCCUCACUUUCUCCUCGAUUCUCUCCAUCGUCAUCAUCAUCCACACAGUAAUCAUCAAAUUUUCUUCUCACUAUACUUCACUUCACUAAUCAACCUUCAUCUUAAACCCUAACCACACUAUCAUCCACUAAUUCAUUCUCCUUUUGUAGUUUACUCAUCGAGAUGACUUCUUCUAUCGAUGAUUUUCCUGCGGCUCAGGAAGUUAUGCUGGAGUUUCGUGCUGGUAAAAUGCUUCUAGAAGGGAAACGGGUGGUUCCUGAUGCUCGGAAAGGACUCGUUCGGAUUGCUAGGGGUGAGGAGGGAUUAGUUCAUUUUCAGUGGCUUGAUCGCUCGCUAAAUGUUCUCGAAGAUGAUCAGAUCAUAUUUCCAAAUGAGGCUACUUUUGAGCAGGUUAAUCAAGCAUCUGGAAGGGUUUACUUAUUGAAGUUUAAUAGUGAUGACAGAAAGUUCUUCUUCUGGAUGCAGGAAUCUAAUGCUGAUAAUGACUCGCAACUUUGUAGUUCUGUGAAUGAUUAUAUUAACAGACCAUUGGAGCUCCUUGGCGAAGAGGAACCUGAUGGAUCUCUUCCACUUCAAGUUUCUGAAGAUAUGGCUGAGGAUGACAUCUCAUCUAGAGCUGCAAACUUAUUUGCCCCAAACCUGGGUGUGGAUGCAACUAGCGAUGUAACGUCUUCCGGUCCAGUUAAAUUGGAAGAUCUCCAAAGAAUAUUGAGCAACAUUGGUCCUGCUGCAGAUAGUAUUAUCGAUCCUGAUGGAGGCUUUGAACUUGGUGACAUAUUGAAGCCUGAUCUGAUAUUGCCAUUGAUGGAGACAUUAUCAUUGGAGCAGCGUCUUGCUCCGUAUUUACCAGAGGGCACUUGGUCUCCACAAGAAAUAUUGGAGUUGUUGCAGAGCCCACCUUUCCGUCAGCAAGUAGAUUCAUUUACUUAUGUACUUCGAACAGGGCAGAUAGAUUUGUCUCAGUUUGGAAUCGAUCCAAGUAAAUACAAGUUCACAGUUUUGUCUUUUCUUGAGGCUCUUGAAGAUUCAGUUUCCAAAUCUGAGGAAACCAGGCAAGAUGAUCAGGAAUUAGUAUCUCAAUCUUGUACUCCAAUGGAUGAAUCUAAGUAGCCUGCUGCUUUCGCUUUUUUCAUAGAUACAAGGAAUUUGUUUUUUUGGCAAAACAUGUAUAUGCUUGAAAAAGGAAAGUUUAAAGGUGCUAAUUUAAUUGAGAUUUUCAAGGCUAUAGAGUGGAAUUAUUUAUUAAUAAAAUUUGAAUCCCUCAAUUUCUUUA
Vicia villosa (hairy vetch) is the source of this 1301-nucleotide messenger RNA. Its product is annotated as 26S proteasome regulatory subunit RPN13. The record is from RefSeq and is a predicted model, not a curated record. The transcript has 14 exons. Gene Ontology annotation, cellular component: proteasome regulatory particle, lid subcomplex; nucleus; cytoplasm. Gene Ontology annotation, molecular function: endopeptidase activator activity; proteasome binding; ubiquitin binding. Gene Ontology annotation, biological process: ubiquitin-dependent protein catabolic process. Lineage: Eukaryota; Viridiplantae; Streptophyta; Magnoliopsida; Fabales; Fabaceae. Bases 191 to 1138 code for a protein of 315 amino acids.